Paramisgurnus dabryanus is the source of this 3513-nucleotide messenger RNA. RefSeq lists its product as uncharacterized. Lineage: Eukaryota; Metazoa; Chordata; Actinopteri; Cypriniformes; Cobitidae. The record is from RefSeq and is a predicted model, not a curated record. Gene Ontology annotation, molecular function: protein binding.
GUUUGACAAACAGUCUGAUCUGACUGAUCACACGGGAAUUCAUACAUAAUUUACGAUGAGUUGGCAAAUUCAUAAGAAAUGAAUCAUAUAAAAAACAAUAAAACCUUACCCCAACGUCACAGGGUGAAAGCAAGUUGUACAAAAACGUACGGAUGUGGUCAUACGAAUUACCCACCUUGUAUAACACGUAUGAAUUAUCAUGAGAUUGUGUAAUUAAUUAUAGUUGUUGAUCAAGAUGCUUUUAAUAAUGACGUUUGGUUUUGAAAAUGCGUCCAUUAUGGGUUUAUUAGAAACAAGACUGCACCUUUAUCCACAGAUUUUGAUGUUGCUUAUGUGUCAUAAUCCGAACAUUUUAUAAGGUCAAAGGUCACUAAAUGAUCCACAGACCUUCUAUGCAUGGGAACAAUUUAUUGUCAAUGUGGCACAAGUGUCUGUAAGGGCAGGGUAAAUAAUAUCAAUCCUAAAGUGAAACCUGACCUUUGACCUCUGCUUCCACUAUGUCCAUCUCCACUGCCCGAAUUGAUCUGUUAGAUUCUUCUGAAACUAAUGUGUGAGUGAGAAAAUUCCCGUAAUGAUAAGUCUCUUUGAAGAGCCAUUACAUCUUCCUGAGUGUUUGUGUGUGGAAUUCCCAUGGCGGUGGAGGAGAGUCUUUAAAUGGGUCCAUUAGUGCAUAUGUGCAUCUGUUUGUUUGCGUGUGUGUAUACUCCCGUACCUGAUCAGCCUGCAACACAAGAAACUAGGAUGUCGUCCAGGAAGGACUUAUACAUUUAAAGGACGCCACUUGAACACAGUCCAGCCAAACAAUGAAGGCUCUCGUGCUGAUGCUUUGGAUUUUUGUUGUGCCCACGCACACAGUUGUGCUUCAGCCAAGUUUGAAUGCAUCAAUCCCAUACAAUGUAUCUGCAGAAAGUGACCUGUUUGGAGAGCUGAGACCGGAUUGGUCGGCUUUCAACAAUGAAGAAGAGCUGAGAAAUGAGGAAGAGGUCACAGUCCAAGAGGCUGAUCGACAAACAGAGACUCCUGCAUCUAAACCUAUCCUAUACUCACCAACAGAAUCAAUUAUUUCAAAACCACCAAUCCCUUCAGGAAUAUCAACCGAGAGCAAAUCCGUCAUAACCAGUACUACUCCUUUACCUAAAACUACAACUGCAACAACAAAGCAUCAUAUUCUAAAGUUAACCGCUGAGGUAAUAGAGACCAGAUUACUAUCGAAUGAAAGCAUCACAAGCGAUGACCUCAACGUUAAGCUUCAUGCAAUGAACAACUCUAAACUCCACCUGCUGGAGGAAGUGAGCGUCGAUACCACUGCAGCGGCACUGAGGGCAGGGCCCACUGCUGCGGCCCCACCUGGGCCCAAACUUAAAAACAAAGCAUCACGUGCCAAACCCAAAAGCAAUUCGACAGUGAAGAAGAAAACCAAAAAGCUUCCAAAGAGAGACAGAGCAAAGGAGAAGAAAACAAAUGCUUUGAAAAAAGCAAAAAAGGAGAAGAAAUUAAAACCAACUGCUUCGUAUUUUCCAUAUUUUAAAGAUCACUACUGUCCACCAUAUUGUUCCUGUUAUGGAAGGGUGGUGCAGUGUUCCGACAAAGAUCUGGAGAAAAUACCUUACGGAAUUCCUUACAAUUCCCGUUACAUUCUCUUAAUGAACAACCGCAUCGAUAGCAUUCAGCCAAACUUGCUCUCUCUAUACGACUCCAUGGAGUUCCUGGUGCUUAGCAACAACAAUUUAACGGAUGCUACGGUCGAGGGCGCCUUCAAAGGGAUUCGGAGCCUGAAGAGGCUAUACAUGGAACGAAAUCUUCUUCGGAGUGUCCCCACCGACCUGCCCGCUUCUCUGGAAGAGCUACGGCUGGAUGGGAACCAGGUGAGCGCGAUGUCUGAAGCGGCCAUGGCCCGUUGCCCAAACCUGCUAAUUCUUAGCCUGAGUAACAACAGUUUGGGUAACGAAACAUCAAAAAUCCCUCCAGGAGUGCUUCUUCCGAUGGGCAACCUUCGCACGCUUACUCUUUCCCACAACCGCCUAACCUCCGUCCCACUGCAGUUGCCACUUAAUCUUCGAGAACUUUAUCUCCGUGGCAACCGCAUCCAUCGUCUCCAGGGUGACAUAUUCUGGGGUGAGGCAGAGCUACAGGUGCUGGAUCUAAGUGCGAAUAGACUGACGGAUAAAGGGCUCGGAAAGGCAGCGCUAUUAAACGCCACUCGCCUAGAAAGUUUAAAUUUAGAAGGUAACUUAUUGAAACAGAUUCCUCGCCAUCUGCCUUGCACCAUAAAGACCCUCAACUUAGAGGGGAAUUUAAUCUCCAGCAUCGGCAAGGAUGCUUUUAUAUCAAUGCCCCAGUUGGAGCAUCUGGGCCUGGCACGAAAUAAGAUCACCAAGGUGGCUAUCGGUGCCUUCCGGGUUCUUCCGCUCUUGCAUCAGCUGGAUGUGAGUCAUAACAGCUUGCGACAGGUACCGCGGCAGCUACCGUUGUGGCUGCACUCCGUCACGUUUACGCACAACAAAAUACGCACGGUCCCGCGUGAUGCGUUCUGUUGGGGUCGAGACGACGGGUCAGCGAUCAGUCGCCUGGUCAGGGUGCAGCUGGAACAUAACAUGAUAGAUUUGGGCCAUCUGGACAUGUUGGCCUUUAGAUGCCUCAGAGGGUUUCAAGUGGUGCAGUUUUACUGAACUUGGACUUUAGAGCACUGAUCGGGGAGUCAGCCAUUUUUCAAUCGCAAAAACCUUGCAGUGUACUGGCGAGCCAACUCAACACACUUGCGAAAGAACUUCUAUAAAGACAAGCAUUUGUUUUAAUUUAUAUAUAAACACACAUUGCUAGAAAGGAAGGGGCCACAAUCUACUUAAUAUUUUAAUAUUCUUCCAAAUUUAUGCACGGAUAUGUAAGAGAAUAAAUGUGUUUUCAAUAAUAUACUUUAACACGUGUUUAAAAAUUAAGUCAGAGAGAUGUUGGAUUUGCCGGUGGUUGAUGAAUAACAGCUGUGACUGAUAACAGCGCCCUUAAGGAGCCACGUCGCAGGAAAAUAAGCAAGCAGUGUCCCAAUGUGAAGUGAGCUAGGGUCCUUACCAGUGCCCAAACCUGCAUACAGGAUAUACUGAUUCAUGACCUUGAGAGCUAUAGGGAGCAAAUUGAGACACAGCCACAGUCAGUGCUAUCUGAUACAGAGAUGUAAUACCACUUCUUAACACUAGGAUGAAGCACAGCAUCAUGUAAUGCAAAAUAUUUAAAUGCAAAGAUUUCUUUUGUGAUAUGAAAAUAUCUGAAAGUGGUCAUAUAAUGCACAUAAUAUAUUGUUAAAAUGUUUUUUUUUGUUAUGUGACUGUAAUGACUUAAACCUAAUCUAAAUGUUUUUCUUAAUUAAAAGGAUUUAUUAUUAAAAUAAAAUUGUUUUUCUAACUUGGUGGUCUAUGUUAUCUCAAGCCAAUGUUACAUCUCUCAGCACAGAUAAAAGUUUUAAAAGAUGUUUGAAAAUAUAGUUUACACUAAGGUUGUAUUUGUUAACAAUUCGGUAAU